AUGGGCCUGUGCGUCUCUGGAGAAAAGGCUGAUUAUGAAGGUAUAGCGCGUUACGACGGACAAACGUGUCUUGGUGUCAGACACGGAGAAGGAACGUAUCUCUAUCAAAAUGGCGACAUGUAUAAAGGACAAUGGAAAUGGAACCAAAAACACGGGCAUGGUGUUUAUACGCAUAAAAACGGAGAAGUGUGAGUUUAUUUUACGUUCAUUGCUGUUUAAUGACUAGUUUUGUCGAUGAAAACGGCUCAGUGUCGUGUUUUCAUUGUGUUAUUUACCUGAGAAUAAAGAUAUGUAGCGCGCAAAUAAACGUAUUAUUCCUGGGGUAUUAUUCAGAUUGUUACAAGAUCAGUUUUGGAUAUCUCCUUUUAUAUCUCCGCGUUUGCUGUUUCUGAAAGAUGCCACGUAAUUAUUAUUUUAAUUGUAGUGAUUUCGAAAUACGAAGAAUGUGAAAAAAAUCAUCCUCUAUUUCGACCAAAGAAACCGCGGUAAAUUUGUACAGGCCCAUCUCUCAUUUUUGUAUGGCUGUUUUAAAACUGAGACGGAAAAUGUAUUUUGCGGUUUGGUAUUUUAAUGCUCCGGUAUGUUUUAUUAUGUUUGUUUUCCAUGUGGGCAUCAGUUCUAUUUUAGACAAAGCAAAGAUCACGUUCAAACCCGUGAUAACCAGGGGAUUGCCACAUACAUAUUCACCAUUUCUGUAUCAUUUGUAUUUACAUUUCUCUUAACUUCCCGUCAUUAAGGCGCUGUGUCCCUGUGUUAUUUCAUGUUUGUUGUUGUCGCAUUACGGGAAAACUCAGGGUGUUGUCAGAAUAAUUAAGAAGAACAAGGAAAAACUCCCAUGCUAAUUUGAUAAAUUGAGAAAAUGUAGAGCGGAAGUUGUUCUGAUCUUGCGUGACAACAAUCCUUGAUAAGUAUUGAACAGAUGAGGCCUGAUUUCUUUUUCUUGCCAGCCCUCUCCAGUCAGUUACUCUGAUUUUAUAUCAUACUUCAAAGUACCUAAAUCUUUCCAAUACUUUUUCUGUCAGUAAUUCAUACUUGACAAAGAAACACAAGAGUGUCAUUUCAGCGUUCCGCUUACUGUUACCGCAGUUCGUCUUCCCGGUCUUCCCAGAAAAACCCUAGGGGCACUCAACAACGGACUUAUGGAUUGAGGUGUACUGCCGAAGGCCUAAAACCCUGACCCUGUUUGAGACAAAAAUCGUUCACUUCGGGACCCUGUUUAAAACAAGAGACCUCAUGUGAUGACCAUUAUUCAUUUGGUAUAGACUGUUUCUUAUACUAACGUUAUGGGGGAAUUGUUGGUAUCACAAAUUUAAUUUGACCGCUCGUCGCCAACCCUUCUCACCCAUUUAAAGGUUUCCGGUCCACAGGGAUACCCUGCUCAAGACACUAAAUGGUGAAAAUGUAUGGCCAAGACCCCGAAAAACAGUACCCUGUUCAGCCGCACGUAUCCAUUUAGGCCAAGUAAGGCUGUGCCCCCCUCCCCCCUCGGGCUCGGGGGGUAGAAGGACCGGUAGGAAGUCAGCAAGAAGUUCACAUGACUGACUGCAACAGGUGCUUAAAAAACGGGAGGCAAAUGUGAGGGAUCUCCUCUUAGAAGGGUGUGGAAUCGCGUCUCCUCCUCACUGACGAUCUGCAUAAAGAGUUCCCGCAAACUUUCUCCUCUCAAGUAGAAAACUAGUGUAAAUAAGAGACUACAAGGCCAGGGAUAAGUGCAUUUUGACAGAGCAAUCAGAUGUACAAUAAUUUUAUAGAGUGAUACUGGUUAACGUGUUUUUCCCCUCUGGAUAUGUUGUUUCACUUAUCAGUGCAUUUCUAGAGCAUGCAGCUCUAACAAAACGCCGGUUUCUUAUUAACAUUGCAUGAUCUAGGACUGCAUCAGCCUCCUCCUUAGGCGCUUCGUUUUGCGCAUGGCAGAGGCGAGCGCGAAACGCGAGUGACUGGUGAUGAACCGCAAGGGACCAUUCCCGCCUUCCUUUGCGCGCACAUCGAAGAGAGACGUCUGGGUACGAGGCAGGGACUGCAUGUUGCAAUUCCAGUUAAACGCAAUUUCCUUUCCCAGCAAGACAAACCAGUCUUUAACAACCGCAAAAGUUAGUUCUCGCAAAAUACUAAAAGUACCGAUCCGCACCCGGAUCUACCUCCCCUUGUUUGUUCCUUUGUUACAUUCCUACUAUUGAACCUAAAGUUAUGAUAGAAGCCUUUAUUUAAAAUAAAGGCGUCGAACCUAUUGUUAUGUAACCAUGCAUCGUAAGUUUCUUUAGUUCGUUUGGAUCCAGCAGAACCCUAGCUAGGCCCAAUUCCCUUCCCUGGAAGGGAGUACCGCGGACGCAUCGAGACGACUGAGAACAUCAAUGAUUGAUAAAAAUAGCGUCUCACGGACUAAGAAAGAAGACAGACUGUUCGAGUAGUCUAUCGAUGUUGUAAUAAAAAGUGUAAGUAGUUUGGUUAUGUGAGGUAUCCGUUUAGUCUAAUAACUUGCAUAAACUAAAGAAUAAAACAGGUCUUCGUUAUUUUUUCUUUCACCUGACACAGAGAACAAGGUUUUUUCUAUCGCGAUGAAUACAUAGGAAGAGAAUCUGGCAACUUAUUCGCCGCCUCGACGUGUUGUUGUUUAGGAGGGGUCUCGUCCGCUCAACCACUCAUGAGUGAGGAAGAGAAAAGGUAUGCCCAUUCAUUGAAGUCUUAAUUCACUUUUUCAUCUUCUUUUCAUCCACCUGUUCUUCCGAAAGUCCAUUCCUUCGUUUGUUCGUUCGUCCGUUCAAUCGUCCAGUCCUUUUAUUCACUGAUUAAGUGAAUGAGUGAGUGAGUNAGUGAGGAAGAGAAAAGGUAUGCCCAUUCAUUGAAGUCUUAAUUCACUUUUUCAUCUUCUUUUCAUCCACCUGUUCUUCCGAAAGUCCAUUCCUUCGUUUGUUCGUUCGUCCGUUCAAUCGUCCAGUCCUUUUAUUCACUGAUUAAGUGAAUGAGUGAGUGAGUGGAUGUUUGAAUUCUUCAUUCAUUUAUUCAUUUGUUCCGUUCUUCAUUUUCUCACUCACUUGUUCAUUAUGAUUCUUCCCCAUUUUGGGCUGGCACGAAAAAUAGAGGUCGCUCGCGCUGUCCGUGAUUAGAGGAGAAGGGAUGGGUGGGUGGGUGGGGGUUAAGGAGUUCGGGGGUGAUGGAGCGUAAGAAAUUGGUCACAUCCCCAGGAACAGCAAAAAAUGAAGAAACGAAGCAGCAUCUUCUUUAUCUUCCUGUGAUUUUCUACCGCGUCAAUGAUUCUAUAAGAUGUGAGACAUUGUUGUUAUUAAUAUAUAAGUAUAGGAUAGGUCGAUUCCACUAAAACAUUUUUAAAACUAAGUGGUCAUUUGCCAAAUGUAUUAACAAUUACUUUGCUGUUUAGGAAUCAGGAAAGAAUGGAGGCUGAGAGACAAAGAGCGGAAGAACGUGAAAGGAGACGGGAGGAAAGACAGCAACGUAGAGAUGAAUUACGGCAGAAAUAUAACCUCUAA
Molecule: messenger RNA, 3485 nt
Organism: Porites evermanni
Lineage: Eukaryota; Metazoa; Cnidaria; Anthozoa; Scleractinia; Poritidae
Source: the annotation of a GenBank genome assembly